Helianthus annuus (common sunflower) is the source of this 2584-nucleotide messenger RNA. Its product is annotated as AAA-ATPase At2g46620-like. The record is from RefSeq and is a predicted model, not a curated record. Lineage: Eukaryota; Viridiplantae; Streptophyta; Magnoliopsida; Asterales; Asteraceae. Gene Ontology annotation, molecular function: ATP binding; ATP hydrolysis activity. The transcript has a single exon. Bases 806 to 2311 code for a protein of 501 amino acids.
UCUUAAAUCUAAACAAAACCAAAUAUAUCACAUCUCUUUCCCUAGUUUACACGCAUAGAAACAAUCAAACUUAAGUAGCCCACUGGUCUUUUUUUGCAAAAUUCCGGUGAACACAUCAUUCCCUCUUUCCGUCCAUCACUUUCUUCUUACCGUCUGCUUAGCUCUACCAAAGGUAAAUCCAGAUCUAAUUUCAUCUUCAUUCCCAUUUUCUUGUCAUUCUUCUUGUCUCAGUUUGAGCUCCAUCUUCUUCCUUAUAAAAAUCUGACUUUUAUGCACCGAACAACAAAAUUUCUAUUCAAACCACGGCCACCGGCCGGAAUGUAAGCGAAGACCCGCCGGUCCGACCGCCGGCUCCCGGCCCGACCGCCGGCCUGAUGUUGGAACGGUUUUAAGGCCUGAACCGGCCCGGACGAAGCCCCGGAUCCCGGCCGGACCGGUCCGACCGGCCGGCCCGGUCCGGUUUUAAGAACAUUGCCUAUAACCUCAUAACUCUACCCAUUAUAUUAUAUUUUAUAUUUUAUUAUUUCCAAACCACCCCUUAAAUUGGAAGUUUGCUAACAACAUUUAUUUAUUCUCAUUUUACUCGUAAUUUACGCGAACGCUACUGACUUAUUCUCAACACCCAUUCUUAUUUCCUACUUCUACUCCAUUUUUGCAUUUUCAUUUUUCAGUUUGAAUUUCAGUUUUCUCCCUGUAUAUCUCUAUUGAUUUCUCCGUCAGGCUCUGUUACCGUCGUUCCAAAUGUUUAACGGCGUUACAAACAACGUUCUCUGAUAAUAAUUUACUCACAAUUGUAACCAAUUUGAUGGGGGUUUUCAUGCUAGUGUUGAUUGUUCUUUGUGUGUUCAUAUGUAUACGGUUAAUUAUAUACCGAACGAGUUUGAUUUACCGGUUGAAGAAAUGGAGCCACUGGAUUGAAGAUCGAAUUCACGUUCAUCAAUCGCUGAAAGUUCCAGAACUCAACGAAAACAACCAGGAGAAUCUGUUCUAUCGAAAGGUUUACACGUACCUAAAUUCUCUUUCAACGGUUGAAGAUUCUGAUUUCACGAACCUCGUUUCAAACAAACCAAACGGCGUCGUUCUUAGCCUGGAUGAUGACCAGAUGAUUCUGGAUACUUUUCUCGGUGCUAGGGUUUCGUGGACGAACAGAGUCGAGAAAAUUGAUGAUAACAAAAGCGUUUGUAAGAAGACGUUUGUGUUGAAAUUGAAGAAGAAGGAUAAAAGAAGGAUUCUGCAAGCGUAUAUUCAGCAUAUUUACAGAUGUUCAGAAGAUAUCGAGAUGAGAUGUAAGGAACUAAAGCUGUAUAUGAACACCGUGACGCAAUCCGACGACCGCCGGAGCACCGGCCGGUGGACUUCCGUUAAGUUAUCGCAUCCGGCAACAAUCGAAACGAUAGCGAUCGAUUCAGAUCUGAAAAAGAAGGUGAAAUCGGAUCUGGAAUCGUUUCUGAAAUCGAAACAGUAUUAUCACCGGUUAGGUCGUGUCUGGAAACGGAGUUAUCUCCUCUACGGACCUUCUGGCACCGGAAAAUCAAGCUUCAUUGCAGCAAUGGCGAAACACCUUUCGUAUGAUAUUUACGAUAUCGAUUUUUCAAAAGUUGUUGACGAUUCAGAUCUGAAAAUGCUUCUGUUACAAACCACAAGCAAAUCGAUAAUCGUCGUUGAAGAUCUCGAUCGAUUCAUCUCAUCGAAUUCUAACUAUUCUAGAGUUACUUUAUCAGGUAUAUUGAACUUCAUGGACGGAAUAUUAAACUCAUGCUGCGGAGAUGAAAAACUCAUGGUUUUCACGAUGAACAGUAAGGAUAACAUCGAUUCUGCUAUCUUACGCCCUGGCAGAAUCGACGUUCACAUAUAUUUUCCAUUGUGCAACUUCAAUUCAUUCAGACUAUUAGCGAACAAUUGUUUAGGAAUAAAGGAUCACAAACUGUUUCCACAAGUUGAAGAAAUUUUCAACACCGGAGCAACGAUGAGUCCGGCGGAGAUGAGUGAGUUAAUGAUCUCAAACCGCGGUUCACCAGGCCGAGCAUUGAAGUCGGUUAUCACAGCUUUACAGAUCAACGGUGAGAGUAGGUUGUUAUCGACGAUGAUCUGCGGUAAAACCGGUGUACGGUUGCAGCAUAACGGUGGUGUAGUGACGUCGGAUGACAUGUCACCGGUGGCGGAAACAUCGAGCGAGUUUGGGACGGACAGUAGCUGUAACGUGCCUGUUGUGAAAGAGAUUCAGAAGUUGUACGGUUUACUGAGGUUGAAAAGUAGUAAGAAAAUUGGACCGUCGGAUCAGUUUUCGGGGUCCAUGGAACGGUCACGAUGAUUUGAUGACGAUGGUGAUGAUGAUUAGGGCAGUUUUUUUUGGGGGUCCACUCCAUAUUGCUUUUUUGUUAGGUACUGGGAAUGAAAAUAAUAUGUGAAUUGUCUUACUGUUUUUAAUUUUUAUUUUAAUUUGGUAAAUGACCGAUGGUAUCUGCACCCAAAGUUACUGAUAUAUGUGUUUGUGGGGGCUAAGUGGUAUAGAAUUGAAAUUGUCAUUUCAAUUUGUGUAUAUACGAAAGUAAAGGAAUUGAGAUUCGAUUUUUGUACAAUUUAA